This is a messenger RNA of Prorocentrum cordatum, 2584 nucleotides long. The record is from the annotation of a GenBank genome assembly. Lineage: Eukaryota; Dinophyceae; Prorocentrales; Prorocentraceae.
AGGCCCGGCGGAGGCGCGGCCGCGGGGGCCUCGCGCGCGCGGCGGCGAGCCGCGAUCAGGUCGGUCGCCCUGUCGGCCGCGGGCCUCGGGUGACCCAGUCUGCCGAGCUGCGCCAGGGCGAGGGCCGCAGCGGCGAUGGCCGCGGGCAUGGCAGGUGGGAGUGGAGGCCGCCGUCAGAGAGGCGGCGUGGCGGCACCAACCGCCCCAGGGACAUGGGCCUGCUGUACGAGGUGCUGCGGGACGACGGCAUCCUGACCGGCCCCAAGGAGACUGGGCCGAAAGGAUCACCCUUCAGGGCGGCGGCCCAGGCGGCGGCAGGUGGCGCGGCGCGCUGAAGGCCUUCUGCGAGAUGCAGCUGGCGGGUGUGGGCCCUGCGAGAGUCACCCACGCAGCGCUGCUGACCUGCCUUGCGCAGGACUCGCAGUGGCAGAGUGCAAUGGAAGUGUUGGACGAAGCGGACCAGCUGAAUUUGGGGCUGACCUCCAAGAUGUUCGCUUCCGCUCUGCGGGCGUGUAGGUACCGUAGGCAAUGGGAGUUCGCCUUGCAGCUGUUCGAGAACAUGAAACGGAGGGGGCAGAGCCCUGCCUUGGAGCACUACAACGAGGUGAUCAUGGCGUGCGCAAGGGGCGGCCAUCUCAUGCAAGUGCUAGCUGUUAUGGAGGAGAUGCGCUACGUUGGUGCCGAGAUGGACACGCAAACUUACAACAGCGCCAUCAGCGCCUGCCGUGACGCGGGUGACACGGUUAGGGCAGCAGGAUUCUACGCCCGCAUGAAGGAAGAAGGGGUUCCGGUGAACGAGGUAACAUACAACACGCUUAUCGUCGUCUACGGCAAGAGUGGGAAGUUGGAGCAGGCCCUGGACCUCCUCGUGCAGAUGCAGGAGGACGGUUUCAUCCCAACUGUGUGGACCUAUAACACCGCCAUGUGCGCGUGUGGCAAGAACGGCCAGUGGCAGCAGGCGUUCUGUCUCCUGGAAGAUAUGCAAGCGAAGGACAUGAAGCCGAACGUAGUGACAUAUAACACCCUGAUGACAGUAUGCAAAGAACAAGAGCUCUGGGUGCAGGCGAUGCGGCUUCUGCCAGAGAUGCGGAGACGCGGCGUGGAUCCGGACACGACCACCUUUGGCAUCUUGGCCUACACCUCCGGACAAUGUGGCGAGUGGAGGUGGGCGAUCUCGCUGUUAAACCAGAUGUUUCAGGAGAAUCUCGAGCCAAGGGAAAUCACCUACAACGUCACCAUGUUCGCCUGCGCUAGGGGCAAACAGUGGGCAAGAGUGCUCGGCCUGAUGGAAGAUAUGCAGUCGAAGAACUUGCCCCCUUCGGUCGUCACGUACGGCACCGUCAUCAACGCCCUCGCCAUUGGCCAGGAGUGGAGGCGGGCCCUGGACGUCUUUGGGGACAUGCGCGCCAGUGCGGUCCCGCCGAACCCGGCCGCCUUCGGGGCCGCGAUCAACGCCUGCGAGACGUGCGGCCAGUGGGAGCACGUGCUCUCCAUCAUGCGCGAGAUGCGGGCGCAGGCGGUGGAACCCGACGAGAGAACGAUGCAGCGGAGCAUCCGGGCCCUGGAGGGGGACAGCCAGUGGGACCUGGCGCUGGAGCUGGAGGCCGGCUGGCUCGACAAGCAGAGGGGGCAGGCGACAGAGGACGCCGGCGGCGUGGCCGAGUUGGAGGACGCCCUCGGCCUGGGCGGGAGCGGCGGCGCGGAGCAGGACCUCGAUCGGAGCCGGUGGUCGGUCGGCGACGUGGUGCGCACCGCGGAGGAGGAGGACGAGAUCACGGACGCCCUCAUCUUCGACAACCUCCAUUGAGGCGUUCGCAGCAUGCAUCUGGCACGCUCUGAACACUCGCGGCUGGGGUAUGUUCCUCCAAAUUUUCAGGCGCAAGUGCCUUCGCGACGGGUUUCGUUUGUACACAGCUGUGGACGUGUUCGUUCCCCUAGGCCCUAGAGUGCCUAAACGUUUGAAGGCAUGUGCAAGAUGGUUGAAUGUGACUUGUUAAUCUCACAUGCACAUUCCCGUUCAAUAGGCCUGCCCGUUUUUUCAACGUGUUGCCAUUUUGCUUUGUCGAUUGUGGCGCAUCUGAAAUACAACUGAUUUAGUUGCGGUCGCACGGAUCCAUUGCAGAGUGGCCAUCUGGAAAAGUCUUUGCUCAGAUAUUAAUUUUUCGGUCGAGCCAGACUCAGCUGUGUGUUCAUACAGGGUCGCGGUUCAGAUGGCAGCGGGUAGCAUGGACGAAUUAUUUAAGAAUUGGAUGCGUGCUUCCAGACCAGACAUGCACCAUCUGUCCGCAUACUUCCUGUGGAGACAUUUGUUGGCUCCACCAGCUGGGCUUGCUUCGUGCGGGAGGCAGCGGUUCCUGGUUCCUCAGAGGGCGGCUGCAUGCGCGAAUUAAGAGCUGUAUGCAGCGCGAGGAUCAGUGCAUCCGUGUGUUGCGUAUGUCGCAGCGAGGGAUCAGCCUCGCAAGUUUUCCUCAACGUGAGUUUCCCGCAACGAAUGCACGCUGUGCGUUAGUAGGGAUACCAUUCACUUCUUCAGCAGCGUCGCAUCACCGCCCCUACUCCUCCUCUUCAAGCGGUGUGAUAUCCA